Brassica oleracea var. oleracea is the source of this 1465-nucleotide messenger RNA. Its product is annotated as LRR receptor-like serine/threonine-protein kinase RPK2. The record is from RefSeq and is a predicted model, not a curated record. Lineage: Eukaryota; Viridiplantae; Streptophyta; Magnoliopsida; Brassicales; Brassicaceae. The coding region runs from base 185 to 1327 and encodes 380 amino acids. Gene Ontology annotation, molecular function: ATP binding; protein kinase activity. The transcript has 2 exons. Gene Ontology annotation, biological process: protein phosphorylation.
UUGAAUUUUCAUUUCUCUCAUCUUUUCUUUUAAACUUCAUCUCUCUGCUUCAUCUGUUUCUCUCACUAAAAAGCUUUCUAUUCUCAUCAUGUCGCUAAAUUAGGGUUACAGGCUCGGACCUGAGAUUGUUUCGAACGGUAUUUUUGCUCGAAAUAGCAGACCUUUGAGAGAUUCUCAAGGCCCCAUGGGAGAUUCCAUCACGCAAGAUUAUGCAUCUUCCCCACUCGACAACGAUGCUUCAUCAGGGAAAGGCAGCGGAUACAACUCGCUAGAGAUUGCUUCCAUCGCUUCAGCUUCAGCCAUCGUCUCGGUUCUCAUUGCUCUCGUGCUUCUCUUCCUCUACACUCGGAAGUUGCAUCCGAGAUCAAAGAUCAUGUCCACCACUACCAAACGAGAAGUCACUAUGUUCAUCGACAUAGGAGUUUCAAUAACCUUCGACAACGUUGUUACCGCUACAAGAAACUUCAACGCCAGUAAUCUCAUCGGUAACGGUGGAUUUGGAGCAACUUACAAAGCGGUAAUAAUCUCUCAAGACCAAGAUGUAGUCGUCGCUAUCAAACGCCUCUCCAUCGGACGGUUCCAAGGCGUCCAACAGUUCCACGCGGAGAUCAAAACACUCGGUAGGCUUAAGCACCAGAACCUCGUGACUCUUAUCGGUUACCACGCGAGCGAGACCGAGAUGUUCUUGGUUUACAACUAUCUCCCCGGAGGCAACCUCGAGAGAUUCAUCCAAGAACGUUCCACGAGAGCUGUGGAUUGGAGAGUCCUUCACAAGAUCGCGCUCGACGUAGCUCGAGCUCUCGCCUACCUCCACGACCAAUGCGUCCCGCGGGUUCUUCACCGUGAUGUUAAACCGAGCAACAUCCUCUUGGACGAUGAUCACAACGCUUAUUUAUCGGAUUUCGGGUUAGCGAGGCUGCUCGGGGCUUCGGAAACGCACGCAACGACGGGCGUGGCGGGUACGUUUGGUUACGUGGCGCCCGAGUACGCGAUGACUUGCCGGGUUUCGGAUAAAGCGGAUGUUUACAGCUACGGGGUGGUGCUUCUGGAGCUGCUCUCGGACAAGAAAGUGCUUGAUCCGUCUUUUGUUAGGUACGGUAACGGUUUCAACAUUGUGCAGUGGGGUGACAUGUUGUUGAGACAGGGACGUGCCAAGGAGUUUUUCACGGCCGGUUUAUGGGACGUUGGUCCGCAUGGUGAUCUCGUUGAGGUUCUGCACUUAGCGGUUAUCUGUACGUUGGAUUCUCUAUCGACUAGACCGACUAUGAAGCAAGUUGUACAGCGGUUGAAGCAGCUCCAACCUCAGCUCCGGACUCAUGUUGUGUAGUAGUUAAGAAAUGUAGCUAAUAUGGUUACCACUUGGAAAUUGUUUUUUUAAUAUAGUUUUGCGUUAUUUUCUUUGUAAUGUUUUAGUAAAAUACCCUAAAAUUGUUUUUUAAAAGUUUUGAAAAUAAUACAAUUAACC